UCCUAUUGGUGUGUCCGGACUCCGGUGGACAGCAGCUCGGUGCGUAAAGAGAGCAGAUCAGUUUGCAGUUUUUGGACUGUCUGCAGACAUCCUCCACCGGCUCUGACACAACUGGAUACUGGUCUCCCACUUUUUCUUUUUCAUGUUUUUUUCAUGCAUCCUCUGCAGUCAUGGCGGACAUCGCCUAUGAGGAGGACAACAACAACAACAACAACAGCCCUUUUUAAGAGUUUGCAACGCCGUCGACCUUUCCCGUGCAGGGACUUUGUCUCCGCGGACCCCCUAAAUGCCUUUCAUUGAGAAAAGGCUUCGGACGUUCCUUGUUGUGAAUGUGUACAAGAGACAAAUGAUUUGAUUAAGAUGGGUAAUAAGCAAACAAUAUUUACCGACGAGCAACUUGAUGCCUACCAGGACUGUACGUUUUUCACCCGCAAAGAGAUUCUGCGGUUGCAUGGCAGAUACCAUGAGCUGGCUCCACAUCUUGUACCAAUGGACUACACCAAUGAUCCUGAUUGUAAACUGCCUUUAGCCUUAAUAGUCAACAUGCCAGAGUUAAAGGAAAACCCAUUCCGCAACAGGAUCGUAGAGUCUUUCUCAGAGGACGGGAUGGGGAAUCUCAGUUUCAAUGAAUUUGUGGACAUGUUCUCAGUCCUCAGUGAAAUGGCUCCUAGAGAGCUCAAGGCCAUAUAUGCCUUCAAAAUAUACGAUUUCAAUGUGGAUAAUUACCUGUGCAAAGAAGACCUGGAAAAGACUCUAAAUAGGCUGACGAAGGAGGAGUUGACUCCAGAAGAGGUGGAGCUGGUGUGCCAGAAAGCCAUCGAGGAGGCAGAUUUAGACGGAGACAACAAACUCUCCUUUGCUGACUUUGAAAAUAUGAUAACUAGGGCUCCUGACUUUUUAAGUACCUUCCAUAUAAGGAUCUGAGAGGGCUCUCCGUGGAAAGUCUCCCAGGUCGGCAGAAUGGUGAAUCUCACGACUCUACCUGCACCCUGUCCUGGCCACAGCACAGUGCCUGUCUCCCACUCCCAUCGUCAAAAAAAACAUACAUCAGUCCUUUCCGGCCUCAGUAGAGUCUGCUUAGUUAGAAAGCAAAACACUGGAUAAAGCUGAAUUCCCAGGACCCUGAAUUUCUUCACUGAUGAAGAUGUAUUUUCCUUUUACCACCUAUAAAAGGGCUUAACCUGAAUUGGCCUCUCUUUGGAAAAUUCUAUUCUUUCCACAUUUGAAGGUUGAAAAAUUGUCAAUGAAACAAGUGCAAAAUGAGCCAGCCAUGAUUGCUGCUUAUUGAGCACAUUCAAGAAUAAAUAGUAUGCGUAUCUACCUAUAUAGCACAUGAGAUAUCCCCAGUGAAGUCUUCCUGUAAUGGCACACUAGAAAUGUAAUAUUAAAAAGGACAAAGCUUGAAGUGAAUGAGAGCACAGCAUGUGCAUUAAAGGGCAUACAGAUAUUUUAUAUGAGCUAUGCAAUAUUUGUACAUGCAGUGUAUUGCUUUUUGUCAUUUUAAGUUGUGUUUUGUUUGUUUGUCGAACUGGAACAUGAUGACAAUCAUAUCUUACUGUUGUCCAGUUAAAUGAAGGGCUCUGUCAUCUGAACUUAUUUUGGUAGCUUUCAUCUUCUGCCUUAGCCAUUAUCAUGAGAUAUUACAUAAAGCCAUCUUUUGGAUAUACAUGUUACAGUAUUUUAUGUGAC
Messenger RNA from Morone saxatilis (striped sea-bass), 1689 nucleotides. RefSeq names its product calcium and integrin binding family member 2 (gene cib2). The coding region runs from base 361 to 924 and encodes 187 amino acids. The transcript has 6 exons. The record is from RefSeq and is a predicted model, not a curated record. NCBI's taxonomy places the organism in Eukaryota, Metazoa, Chordata, Actinopteri, Moronidae. Gene Ontology annotation, molecular function: calcium ion binding.